Molecule: messenger RNA, 2896 nt
Organism: Chenopodium quinoa (quinoa)
Lineage: Eukaryota; Viridiplantae; Streptophyta; Magnoliopsida; Caryophyllales; Amaranthaceae
Exons: 9
Coding region: 740-2431 (563 amino acids)
Source: RefSeq, a predicted model, not a curated record
AUAGUCUACACAUAUAGCAACGACUAAUUACACAUUAAUCAUUGAGCAUAUAUCACUAAAUUAGGGGACUACACGCGCGGGCCAACAACUAGUAUGUAUAUCAGAACAACUCUAACUUUUGGGACACAAACUAGAUUACCGAUAAAAUAAAAUAAAACACGAUAAAAUAUAAAUAAAUUGAGUGGGACCAAUGUCACAUUGUCACACAAUAGUACACUACUAUAGUACUAUCACAUAAACACAAAAACAUUACAACCCUAAUCCACAAACUAAUUAUUGAAACUUACUCUCAUCCGUAGAAGUCAGACAUGUUUGCCAUUCUUUUGAUUCCUUCUCCUGUCAUUUCUUCUUCCACUUGCACUUUUUAAAACUUUAUUCAACCAGAACUCCUCUACCUUUAUCACGAGCUCUUCCUGAACCAACAACAAUGGCGGAAAAAAGGAAAUCUCAUAAAUCAUAAAGCUUCUAAUUUUGUCUCAACUCUUCCUCUUUAAGAAUCAAUUAAAGCUAUUUUCCCCACCAUUAUUCCCUUUCUCUCUCCUAUUGUCGGUGAUUGUUGAAACUUUCUGGAUCUCUCACAUUAUGUGUAUUUCUUUAAUGGCGUCGAAUUGUUGGGAUUAUCCUCCAUUUGGGUUGUAUUCGGUUUCGGUUUUCGAAUUGAGUUCGAUUUUCUCAUGAACAAUGUUUAGUUUAGCUGAAUUUCUUAUUUAGCCCAGAAUUUUGAUUUUAGGGUUAGAAAAUGGAGGAUAUUGGGUUGGUUCAGCAAGGUUGGAGAUGGGUGCAAUCUCAAAAGUAUGCAUGUUCAUUUGUUCGUACAACUGCUUGUUGUAUCAGAGAUAGGGUUUGGGUCGCCAUUGAUCGACAUUGGCCAAUGGUUUGUAAUGGUUGCAAGAAUUUCUGUAGGUUUGUGGUUUUAGUGUUGGUUUAUUGGAAGGAUAGCUUUUUAAGGGGUUUUCGAUCGUUGAUUGGGCUGCAAUCCGUGGCAUUGCUGGUCAUUAUGUGGAGUUGUUUUUUGAGCUUGACCUCCAUAUCUUGUUUGGUUUAUGUCUUGAUUAGUACGGCAGCUGCUGGAGUCGCUGUUCAGUACUUGGGCUACACACCUGGUCUUUUUAUUGUAGGGCUGUUUGCCAUUUUAAUUUUGUGGAUGUAUGCUAACUUCUGGAUUACAGGAAUAUUGUUCGUGGUAGGAGGUUACUUGUUUUCCCUAAAUCAUGCACGAUUGGUGGUCUUGAUGGCAAUGCUUUAUUCUGUUUACUGUGUGAAAGUACGAAUAGGAUUGGUUGGCUCUUUCCUUUCAGUUAACAUUGCAUUCCUAUCAAAUGAUGCAUUCAAUUAUUUGUUGCAAUGGUGUGAUACUCUGAACGAGAAUACACGCUAUGAGGAGCAUAAAGCAUCAGAAGAAUUUACAGAGGAUAAUUUUUCUGGAGAAUGUGAGUAUUCUAUUCCCUCUGAUGAAUCUGAAGAACAGCCCUCAUCUACUUCAGCUGGCAAAGCAUCCAGUAAAGCUGUAAAUAGAACAACUUCUAGUACUGCAACUGUCUUGAAAAAUCAGAAAGAAGCUUCUCCUAGUCAUGUGAUCAAAGAAGACAAAUGUUCAUUAACUGAAAUGAGAAGAAUUUUAAGCUGUAAUGACCAUUAUGAAGCAUUGGGAUUUCCUCGCCACAAGAAAAUUGAUGCUACUGUACUAAAAAAGGAAUAUAGGAAAAAGGCCAUGCUAGUGCAUCCCGAUAAAAAUAUGGGAAGUCCACAAGCAAGUGAGUCGUUUAAGAAGCUUCAGUGUGCUUAUGAGGUACUUUCGGAUUCUACUAAGAGAAGAGAUUAUGAUGAGCAAUUGAGGAAGGAGGAAUAUAAAAAUAUUUCCCAAAAGUCUCCUAGCACCUCAAAUCAGGAAUCACGUGAGUUUUUCACUGAGGAGUCAAGACGGAUACAAUGCACAAAAUGUGGCAAUUCACACAUAUGGGUUUGUACUAAUCGGUCUAAGGCCAAGGCACGAUGGUGUCAGGACUGCGGUCAGUAUCAUCAAGCUAAGGAUGGAGAUGGUUGGGUUGAAUACAAAGGAUCACUUGUCUUCAAUGUACCUCAAAAGAUGGAAAUUCCUCGUGCCUUUGUUUGUGCUGAAAGUAAGAUAUUUGAUGUUUCAGAAUGGGCUAUCUGUCAGGGAAUGGCUUGUAGACCCAAUACCCAUCGACCGAGUUUCCAUGUAAACAUGGUUGGUUUGGAGAAGACAACUCGUUCAAACUCGAGUAGAUUCCCAUGGGGUUUGGAUGCAGAAAUGAUGGAUGAAGAUGAAGAAGAGUUUGAUCUGUGGCUUCAACAGGCUCUGGCAUCUGGUCUUUUUUGUGAGACUUCAAAACGGCGAAAGACCUGGAGUCCAUUCAAAUUAAACCAAAAAAAGAAGCAAUGGCGAAGAUCAUCUUCAGGAUUGACUUGAAACGUGGAAUCAUAAUUUGAUUUCCGUUUAGAUAAUCCUGCUCGUUAAUUAAAGAAAUGAUUGAUUAUCAAAAUUGGGUAAUUGUCACAAGAUGGUGGCUGUUCCUUGACCUCUGCAACGUAUGAUUCGAAGAGGAUGACUUCGAUUGGGGGUAGCUGUACCGAGAAAGUGAAAUAUGAGUCCCAGUAUCAGUUUGACGUUCCCAAAUUGUAAAUAUGAAUGUAAAUGCAACUUUGUAUUUCUUAGCAAAUAUCAAUUUUGUUGCAUUUCGGGACAGUCCAUGAUAAACCCCUUGAGAGCAGUAUGUGGUACGCAAAUGCUAGGAUGUGCCCACUGUACAUUAUUAAAAUUGUAAAAGAUGAUGUACUGUUUGGUUGUAAUAAAUAAAAAAAGGAAAAAGAAAAAAAAACAUUUUUCAGCAAACAAGAGUAAAGAUUACUCCGCAGUCUCUGCUAAUUAAUUUCC